AAUAUGUGGAUUUUCAACUGCAAUUAUUGUUUCAAACGAUGUUUAUCGGCCAUCCCGUGUUCCAAAUGUUCACAGGUUGUCUAUUGUGAUGAGACGUGUCUACAAAAAGCCCACACCAGUUACCACGGUAUAGAAUGUUCAUUAGUCUACCCUCUCAAAGCGGACCCAACUGUUGAACCCACCCACGAUCUGGCUUUACGUUGUUUUGUUCAGCUGAUUAAUGUAAUGGGCCUCGAACAUUACUGCUCGUUGGUACAAAAGUAUAAUGAAACAAACUUUAGUUUUGACGAAAACAGCGAUAAUCGUGAUGAUGUGGACAAUACUUUUCACUCGAUAUAUGCACUGGACGGAAACGAGACCAAAAGAACCGUAUCCAAUUUAUUUUUCAUGCAUUGCACCGCGUCAAUGAUGGUGUCUCUGUUGUCGUUGAAUGAAUAUUAUGAUAUACCAUCUAAUUUGUUGGGCACUGUUGGUGUAUCAUUGGUUCAUUUGCUGUGUGUAGCCAACUUGAACUCACACGCGUCUGUAGAGCAUUCCAAGUACAUAGGAAAGAACAGUAAUAAUGUCGUCUUGAACCGACCAGUGACUUAUGAUUCUGUCGCUCUUGUCCUAUGCACUGCGUACAGUUUGAUAAAUCAUUCGUGCGAUCCAAAUGUGAUCGUUCAAACGUAUAGUGGUGUAGAGGUGACUCGGGCAAUACAGCCGAUUUCUAAAGGAUCUCAACUAUUCACUGAUUAUGGCGUCAAAUUUAUGACACACGACAAAGAAGAACGCAGUAGACAUUUAUUUGAUCAAUACCAAUUCCAAUGUCAGUGCCAGGCUUGUACGAACGAUUGGCCUAUCUAUGCAUCACUGGAACUCGAUGAAUUAUUUAUUAGAGUUGUGUUCAUACCAUGA
This is a messenger RNA of Diuraphis noxia (Russian wheat aphid), 897 nucleotides long. Its product is annotated as protein-lysine N-methyltransferase SMYD4-like. The record is from RefSeq and is a predicted model, not a curated record. Gene Ontology annotation, molecular function: histone deacetylase binding. Gene Ontology annotation, cellular component: nucleus; cytoplasm. NCBI's taxonomy places the organism in Eukaryota, Metazoa, Arthropoda, Insecta, Hemiptera, Aphididae.